This is a messenger RNA of Trypanosoma brucei brucei TREU927, 1275 nucleotides long. RefSeq lists its product as hypothetical. Gene Ontology annotation, biological process: iron-sulfur cluster assembly. NCBI's taxonomy places the organism in Eukaryota, Euglenozoa, Kinetoplastea, Trypanosomatida, Trypanosomatidae. Gene Ontology annotation, molecular function: protein binding. Gene Ontology annotation, cellular component: cytosolic [4Fe-4S] assembly targeting complex. The transcript has a single exon. The record is from RefSeq and is a predicted model, not a curated record. Bases 1 to 1275 code for a protein of 424 amino acids.
AUGUUGUCUAGUUAUUUCUCGUGGAUGGAGCAUGUGGAUGCUCGGGUCCUCCGGGCCGGUGGCACCUCUGAUAACCACAUGCGGCCCUUAUAUCUGCCGUACGAGGCUCCACCUCUCCUUCGUGUAGAGCCCGUUUGCACUCUCAGAGACCAUACCGACCGCAUUUGGUGUGUGGCGUGGUGCCCCACGGCUAAUGUUGUGGCGUCUUGCUCUGGUGAUGGAACUGUACGACUGUGGGGUUACAUGUUGAAUGUUGGUCGUGAGGAGAUCCCAAACGGAAGGGACCAAAAUGGAACAUGGAGCUGUAUCUAUACCUUAGAAGGUGAGCAUAGCCGGACUGUGCGUCACGUUUCGUGGAGCCCCAGCGGUACGUUUAUCGCGUGUGCUUCCUUUGACCGUACGGCAAGCGUAUGGAGACGAGUAUCGGACGAUCCGAACUGCUUUGAAUUCGAGUUAGAGGCUAUUCUUGAUGGACACGAAAACGAAGUCAAAUGUGCUGCAUGGGGGACAGACAACACUCUGGCUACUUGCUCACGUGAUCGCACUGUUUGGGUGUGGGACCGUGUCGACGUCGGAGAGUUCGAAUGUGCUGGCGUUCUGGCUGGCCACGCGCAGGACGUUAAGGCGUGUGCAUGGCUUUUUCCAUCCGGCGGGGUAGAGAAACCUCUUCUGUUUUCUUGUUCGUAUGAUAAUACCGUUAAGGUAUGGACGGAAUCGCAUAAGCGGGACGACUGGUACUGUCACCAGACGUUGACAAGGCAUGAUGGUACUGUUUGGUCAGUAGCUGUGCAACCUAUUGAGCAGCCCAUUGACUCAUUACAGAUGGAGGAGGAAGAGAGGGAGGGCACUGCACUGGAGUACAGCCCAGUGGUGUGUUGCAGCUCGGAUGACAAAACUGUUACUUUCUGGAGUCGUGAUGGCGACGGUAAUUUUCGUUCCGUGUGCACUGCUUCUGGGUUUGCAGAGCGUACCAUUUAUUCUGUGGGCUGGGCACCAAGUGGUAGUGAUGUCUCGCCAGCUAUUGUGGCAUGUGGAAGUGGUGAUAACAAGGUAACGCUCUUGGGUGUAUAUCAGUCAAGGGGGUACGAAGAGGUUCAUGUGAGUGUUGUCGCGGAGGUUCCCUCCGCGCACGAGGCGGACGUAAACACGGUUGCUUUCAGUCGUUCCACCAACGAGCUUUGGGGUGACAACAGUCGAGGUGGCGAAGGUUUGUUGUUAGCGUCGGGCGGUGAUGAUAAUAUCGUACGUAUUUGGCGCGUGACUGCAGCGCUGUGA